AACGUGACUCGUGCAACAUUUGGUCAAACAUUUCUGACUCACCUCAAAAAAAGUCUUCUUCAGUAUGGACUUCCAAAACGUUAAUUCCCUAAAUGUUCGACUGAACAUGUUCUCAGGCAAUUUGUUACCGAUGACUAGCGAUGAUUCGUUGUUUCCUAUUCCAUGGAGAAUAUACAGCGUGAUUAUAUGGCUAAUUGAAAUGAUUUACAUCUGCGGAAUGACCUUGGCACUCAUAUUGAUACCGAAGGAGGUUCUUCAAGAUGGAGGAACGAUGGGCUUCUUGGUGAGCAUAGAAGUAUUCGUUUUGAUGAUGCGAAUGAACUCACGCAGAGAUUUAAUAAGUCAGUUGAUCAAAGAUCUGAAUGGCAUGCUGCGUUCCGAAGACGAGACCAUGAAGAACAUCGUACUGUCGAUCUUGAAACCAAUCAAUACUCCGCUCGAGUUUUAUUGGAUAGCUGGUACCAGUUCUCUAAUGAUAUGGUCUUACAUACCGCUCGUAGUACUCUCCAAGAAGACAUAUUUCUCGUACAGCGAUUUUCGAGUACCAAUCGUCUUGACAAAACAGCCAUUCACGGUAGAGAUCUUCGUGCUGGGAACCAUUCUCGUAUUUAUCGGCAACCUAUAUCUGUUUACAAAGAAAGUUGCCCUGGAUGUGUACAUGAUCAAUUUUGUGCUACUGAUGACAGCGCAAUAUCAUUACAUCGCAACGAAGCUUGCAAUGAUAUUUCGCGAUGCACAAGAUACGGACGAUAAAGUACGAGAAGGAUGUUAUUUUAAAAUAAGUUCUUAUGCCGAAAGGAGAAUGAGAACGUUAUGUAGACAUCAUAACUCUGUGAUGUACAUAACGUCAAUGUUAAAAGAACUAUUAUCUUCGAAUAUGAGUUUAAUGUACUUGAGUAAUGUUUUUCGGUUUUGCUUUCUCGGCAUUAUGUUAAUAAGUGCAAUAUUAUCGUCGAAUUUGUUCGACACAUUUAUGAUCAGCAUGUUUAUAUCCGGUGGCUUAGUGCAAUUGUAUAUUCUAUGCUUAUGUGUGCAACAAUUGCUAAAUGCGAGCAUGGAAAUAACGAAUAGAGCAUUCCACGAAAAAUGGUAUCAGUAUGAAUCAUCGCUAAAACGUAUUUUCAUGUUGAUGAUAAUGAGUAAUAAUUUAGUAUGCAAACUUUCAAAGUUUGAGAAAUUUAAUUUGUCCUUAUCUUCGUUUACGACGAUUUUGAAUCAGUCGUACUCGAUCGCUCUUCUAUUCUUAAAAAUGAAAUGAGAAUCGUACAAAAAAGAUAUUUUGGAAAAUGGAUUGAAAUUAGUAAUUAAUGUGAUAUCUAAGCAUUACCACACAUAUGUGUCAGUUUGAGAUAAUACUGAAAAAGAAAAUUUUGAAUUGAUAUUUUGAGAACACUCAAUAAAUCACUAUCCUUUAUUA
Molecule: messenger RNA, 1417 nt
Organism: Ooceraea biroi (clonal raider ant)
Lineage: Eukaryota; Metazoa; Arthropoda; Insecta; Hymenoptera; Formicidae
Biological process (GO): sensory perception of smell; detection of chemical stimulus involved in sensory perception of smell
Cellular component (GO): plasma membrane
Molecular function (GO): odorant binding; olfactory receptor activity
Source: RefSeq, a predicted model, not a curated record